AUGACAAAAAUGCUGUCCAAAAAAUUUCCAAAACCAUCAACAAAAUGUCGUUUCUUUGCAUCUUAUAUGGCAAAGAUUCCUCAGGCCCCACCCGAUCGCAUCUUGGGACUAGUAAAUCAAUUCAUGAACGAUCCCAACCCUAGCAAAGUGGACUUAACAGUGGGCGUAUAUCGUGAUAAUGCCGGUAAUGUACCAACUUUUAAAAGCGUUCAAAACGCACAGCAUCUUCUUCAUACUGUACCUAGCCUAAGAAAAGAUUUAUCGUAUUUGCCAAUAAUUGGCCACCCAAAUUACCGUAAUAAAGUUUUGAAUUUCUUAUUUCAUGAUGGCUGUCCUGAAAUAGGACCUGAAAUCAUAUAUCAAGACCGUGUAAGUUUUGUUCAAACUUUAAGCGGUACAGGUGCGUUGUCUGUUACAGCAAGGUUCUUAUCUAAUUUUAUUUCUGACUCAAUUAUUAUUCCUCAACUUUCUUGGGCUAAUCAUGCAAAUGUCUUUAAAAACAAUGGUUUUCGAAAUAUAAGCUAUUAUCCAUAUUAUUCAAAUGAAAAAAUUGUUUUAAAGGAUUGGUUGAAUCAUUUAAUAAAUAUUCAAAAGACAGAUCGAGAAGUAACUUCGAAUUCUAAACCAUCUUGUAUAUUAUUGCAUGCCUGUUGUCAUAAUCCAACUGGCCUUGACCCAACAAAAGAACAAUGGGAUCAAAUUUUAGAUACCAUAUACGAUUUAAAUUUAAUUCCAAUAAUAGACAUGGCUUACCAAGGUUUAGAAUCAGGUGAUGUGUUAAAAGAUUCUUAUUUAUUAAGAAAAGUGUUAAAUAAAAAACGGUAUAAGAAUUGGAAAAAUGGGAUUUAUUUAUGUCAAUCAUUUGCUAAAAAUAUGGGAUUAUACGGUGAAAGAGUGGGGUCUUUAAGUAUCAUCUUACCUGAAACUAAUUCAGGUAAUAAAUCAACUUCUAUAAGAGAAAAUAUAGAUUCCCAAUUAAAACAAAUCAUAAGAAGUAUGUAUUCGUCUCCUCCAGGAUAUGGUGCAAGAAUAGUUUCUUUAAUUCUUUCUGAUAAAGAUUUAAAGGAUCAAUGGUUUUUAGACGUCAAAGAAAUGGUUGAUAGAUUAAAUGAUGUAAGAUACAAAUUAUCUCAGAAACUGAAUUGGAAUUCCAUCAUUGAUUUAAAUCAACAACAUGGUAUGUUUUAUUUUACAAAUUUAUCACCAAUUCAAGUAGAAAGAUUGAAAAAUCAAUUUGCAAUUUAUUUGACUACAGAUGGUAGACUAUCAUUAAGUGGUAUUAAUGAUUUAAAUGUGGAUUACAUUUGUAAUUCAAUUUUAAAUGUAUUAUAG
Molecule: messenger RNA, 1332 nt
Organism: Henningerozyma blattae CBS 6284
Lineage: Eukaryota; Fungi; Ascomycota; Saccharomycetes; Saccharomycetales; Saccharomycetaceae
Gene: AAT1
Product: aspartate transaminase AAT1
Exons: 1
Coding region: 1-1332 (443 amino acids)
Biological process (GO): biosynthetic process; L-aspartate catabolic process
Cellular component (GO): mitochondrion
Molecular function (GO): pyridoxal phosphate binding; L-aspartate:2-oxoglutarate transaminase activity
Source: RefSeq, a predicted model, not a curated record